AGUUACCCAAUAUAUAAUGAAAUUUAGGCCCAUCGGAUUGGGCCUAGUCGAGAGAGAGAAAUGGAAGAAUACUCAGCGUCAGCGACCACCGUUGCGUUCGAUCGCCCGAUACCGUUGCUCCGGGGACCGAUUCCCGCCGGUGGUUCGGAUUCAGGGCAGUACGUUCUAGCCUUCCGAUCCGUGGAUGCAUGGGCAGCCGCUCUGAAGCGUUGCGAAACCCUAAUCAAGGAGCAGUGCGAGGAAGGUGCGAGAAUAGGGUGCGCCGUCUCGGCGUCCAAGAAGUGUAAGCCGGCGUGGUGGCGGAGCUUAGCCGGCGGGGUGGACAUGAGGGAAAGAGACAGUUGCGAAGAGCGGGAAUUCAAGGAAUGUUUGGGUGCCGCCAAGGACAAGUGCUCGGGAUUCGCCAAAGACAAGUGCGGUGGUGCGUUUUCAGACGCGCGAAUCGCGGUGGCGACGGAUGUUGAAGGAUCGCUGUGGUUAGCGUCAAUGCCGGAGGACAGCCGGUGGGUGGGUUCACUGGUUCAGGCAAAACGCAAGACCAACCGCAGAGCCAAGGAACUUGUAUUUCUUGGAUUAGAGAGUUGAAAUAUAAACGUGCAAAAGAAUCAAUCUUAUCUGAAUUUAUUAUAUGCUUGGAUAUAUAUGUGUAUGUUAAGCUUUGGUGCUAAACUGCUAAUAGUAUACUUGUUGAAUUCAACAACCACUCUUCUUGUUUCGAAGCAUCGCUGUUGAAUUCCUUAUUUAUCUAUAUAUCUUUGCUCUCAACA
This is a messenger RNA of Eutrema salsugineum, 767 nucleotides long. RefSeq lists its product as uncharacterized. Lineage: Eukaryota; Viridiplantae; Streptophyta; Magnoliopsida; Brassicales; Brassicaceae. The transcript has a single exon. The record is from RefSeq and is a predicted model, not a curated record. Gene Ontology annotation, cellular component: plastid. Bases 61 to 585 code for a protein of 174 amino acids.